Stegodyphus dumicola is the source of this 1507-nucleotide messenger RNA. Its product is annotated as 3-hydroxyacyl-CoA dehydrogenase type-2-like. Gene Ontology annotation, biological process: estrogen metabolic process; androgen metabolic process; fatty acid metabolic process. The record is from RefSeq and is a predicted model, not a curated record. Gene Ontology annotation, cellular component: mitochondrion. Lineage: Eukaryota; Metazoa; Arthropoda; Arachnida; Araneae; Eresidae. Gene Ontology annotation, molecular function: estradiol 17-beta-dehydrogenase [NAD(P)+] activity.
AACGACACAAAUCUAUCCUUUAUCACUUAAUACUUAUCUUAGUCGCCUACUUAUAAAUAUUUCAGUGAAUCUUUUAAUUCUCUUCCCUUUUGAAGAGCAAGUCUAUCAUUAUGAGCAGCACGAUAAGAAAUGUAAAGGGCUUAGUGGUCCUUGUUACUGGUGGAGCAGGAGGACUUGGAAAAGGCACAGCCGAGCGACUGGUGAGAAUUGGAGCAAGUGUAGUAAUAUGUGACUUGCCAUCUUCGAACGGGCAAAACGUUGCUGACGAACUUGGAGAAAACUGCAUUUUUGUGCCUACUGAUAUCUCGAAAGAAAGUGAUGUCCAAGAAGCUUUAAGAAUAACGAAAGAAAAAUUCCACAAAUUAGAUGCUGUAGUAAACUGUGCUGCAAUACUUAAAUACAUACCAGUAUAUGAUUUCAAAAAAGAGGUUCCGCAUCCUUUAGAAGAUUUUAUGAAAAUCAUAAGCGUUAAUCUCGCUGGUUCAUUCAACGUCAUACGUCUUGCUGUUGGGCUAAUGGCAAAAAACCGGCCUGAUCAAGAUGGGCAGAAGGGUGUCAUUAUUAACACUUCAAGCUUAGCUGCCUUUGAUGGCAUGCCAGGUGUAUCAGCUUAUGGUGCUAGCAAAGCGGGAUUAAUUGGAAUGACUCUUCCGUUGGCCAGAGAUUUAGAAAGUGAAGGAAUUCGCGUCGUUACCAUAUCUCCAGGGAGCUUUGAUACUCCACUUGUUAAUGUUGUUCCGGAGGAAGAUAUAAAGGUAAUAACAAAAAGCAUACCUUUUCCUCAGAGAUUAGGGAAGCCAGAUGAGUAUGCACAUUUAGUUCAGACAAUCAUUGAAAAUCCCAUGUUGAAUGGAUGUGAAAUUCGAAUCGAUGCAGCAGCACGCUGUCCAUUCUUUAGAAACGACUAAAUGCAACUGCCUACUUUGUUGAAAUAAUAUUAUUGAACAGACUUUUCUAGUUUCAUACUGAAAUUAAUUGUUUCUGAUUAACAUCUCAUGUUAAAUGAAUGUGUUACUCGAAUAGAUAUAGAAUUAAACCUGCUGUUGUUAAGAAAUGAAGCAAUGUAAUUUUCCAGUAUGCUACAGAAAAUUAUUCUGUUUCAUACUGCAAUUUUUCUUUUGUCAUUAAGAAUAAAAAUGUGCAAAAUAUUAAUAAACAUCUUGCGUGUAUUCAGUGCAUAAAAUAGCUAAAUUAUCAGACAACAGAAUCGGAAGAAUAUGAAUCAUUAAAAUCUUUGAACUAUUUUAAUAUUCGCAUUUACUAAAAAAAAACAGUUUCUUCAAAAUAAGUAACAUAAUUUUUAAAGGUUAGGUGUAAUGUAUUAAGGUGUAAUGUCGUUUUUUAAUUAACUUGCUUCUUUGAUGAAGAGACAUACUUUUUCUUCUAUGACAAUGUUUCUAAAAUCCGCGGGCGUACUGAGUUCAUCUUAAUUUUUUAAGCAACAUGAUGUUUAUAAUAUCUUGUUUCUUUCGCUGACGAUAAAAGAGAAUAAAAGUAUUAUAUUUUA